Messenger RNA from Amphibalanus amphitrite, 1100 nucleotides. Its product is annotated as U-scoloptoxin(11)-Sm5a-like. NCBI's taxonomy places the organism in Eukaryota, Metazoa, Arthropoda, Thecostraca, Balanomorpha, Balanidae. The record is from RefSeq and is a predicted model, not a curated record. The transcript is spliced from 4 exons. Bases 113 to 838 code for a protein of 241 amino acids.
ACCACUGGCGCCAUGUCGCGGGGCUAUAAGAGUGCGUCGGUGCCGGUGGGCGCGCCAGUCGUGGGAACGUCGGCGUCGUCGACGGCGCGGGCAGGUCACACACGGGGACGGGAUGCCGUCGUGUCGGAGCAGCUCCCUGUCGCUGCUGGCCCUGGCGAUGGUGGCCGGAGCGCGGGCCGCCUCCUUUCGACCGGACAUCUCGAACGAGAUAGUCGCCCAGCUGUCUAACGAACUCAGAGAGUAUCCAGAGGCGCCGGAGAAGCGCGGCCUGAUGACGUGCAGGAGGUCGGCCGUGUGCGGCCUGGUGCAGGCCAACGCGUGGGGCAUCAACGCCGAAAAGUUUUGCGACUGUCCGGGCCGUCAGUCGUGCCCGCUGCUCUGGGACCCAGAGGAUGGCCGCUCGGUGACACACGGCUCCAAUCAGUAUAAGUACUGCAGACAGGCGCCGACCCUGUCCGUCUGCUCGCCGGGCCAGCAGGCGAUGACCGAUGAGCUGGUCAGCUACCGGGACGAGCGGCUCUCGAUGGCGCACCACGAGUUCAUCCACUGCCGCUGUCCGGCCGGCCACCAGCUCAAACAGAUCGACACACAGUGGAGCGAGACCGACAACAGUGACGUCAUGGUCACCACCAAGGCCUGCACCAAGAUGCCGCAGUGCAGUCCCGGCCAGCACUGCAAGUUCGUCACUCAGAGCAGCGAUAAGGCCAGCGAGGUGACUACCCUGGUGCAGGUCAACUGCGCAUGCGCGCCCAGCCAGACCUGUCCGACGCGGACCGAGCACAAGAUCGAGACGCAGGCGUUCGGACACGGCAGUCUGCACUCAAUCCUGUGCCGGUAGGUCGGCGGGCCCUCAGCUCGACGGCCGGCCGCCGACGGGAUGACCCCCGGCUGACCUGGUGACGUCAGCCGACCCAGCAGCUGACACGGUGACCUGUGAUCGCAACUCGGCUCCUGAGGCCAGUAGCACAAGCUGGUCCGCCUUGCGAAGACCGUAAAUGACACGGGCGAAACCUCAUGCUCCCGUGUCGAGUGAUCUCACGACGCUCACGACUUUGCAUAAAAAUAGAAUUCGAGACGUAAACGUUUCAAAAGAAAGAUUG